This is a messenger RNA of Penicillium roqueforti, 1563 nucleotides long. Its product is annotated as RUS1 family protein. The coding region runs from base 1 to 1563 and encodes 520 amino acids. The transcript is spliced from 8 exons. The record is from RefSeq and is a predicted model, not a curated record. NCBI's taxonomy places the organism in Eukaryota, Fungi, Ascomycota, Eurotiomycetes, Eurotiales, Aspergillaceae.
AUGGGCUCUCAUGUCAGCGAGACGAAUAGGCUGACAUUCCGGGAGACAGACGAGGCUGGAAAUCCUACUGCAACCUAUAUCUACUCGGGAGGUGUCGCUUCGAUCACUUCAACACCGACGGGCCGAGUAGAUGUAAUAUUCCAGAUAUGGUCGUCAUCUUGUGGACUGGCGAGCAUCCCGGUUGUCCUGAGUGCCUCUCCAUCAACCUCAUCAUGGUCAGCUAAGCCUCUAUUCAGCUCCCUGAGUGAUGUUUUUCUCCCUUCCGGAUAUCCUCAAAGUGUCAGCGAUGACUAUCUCCCAUAUCAAAUCUUUGACUCCCUUCAAGCCUUCUGCAGCUCAAUAGCAGGCCUCCUCUCCUCCAGAGCCGUCCUCCAAGGAGUCGGCGUCGGCAACGCCAAUGCCUCUCCAACCUCCGCCCUACUCCUACACAUCCUGCAAGAUAUAUCAGGCCGCAUCGCAACGAUCUGCUUCGCCCACCGCGUCGGCACAGCCCUCGAGCCGGAAUGCAAAACCUACCGACUAGCAGCAGACGUCUUUAACGAUAUCGCCAUGAUCCUCGACUGUCUCUCGCCGGGUGUUCCCGCCGGACCACCGCGAGUGAUUGUUCUCAGCACAGCAGGUGUGCUUAGAGCUCUCUGCGGUGUAGCCGGGGGUAGCUCGAAGGCGAGCUUGAGUGCUCAUUUUGCUAAAUGGGGGAAUCUGGCGGAGCUUAAUGCCAAAGACUCGUCUCAGGAGACUGUCAUUUCUCUUUUCGGCAUGCUGGUCGGAUCCGUAGUAAUCUCCCACAUAACCAGCUUCACCACAACCUGGCUCCUCCUCCUCAUCCUGCUAGCCCUUCAUCUAAGCAUGAACUACGCCGCCGUGCGCGCCGUGCAAAUGACAAGUCUAAACCGCCAGCGCGCGAACAUCGUCUUCUCCGCCCUCCUCGACUCAGACAGCAGUCUAGCCCUAGCCCUAGAUCCCAAUCACAAUGUCGACCCUACGGCCACAACUACACCAGAGAAGAAAAACACCCUCCUCACACUCACACCAGCACAGGUCGCCCAGCACGAGCGCAUCUUCCACCGAGACGGCGCAUUGCAGUGGACGCAGCAUACAACAACCCAGCACCUAGGGUCCGCGCAGAUAGGCGUGUCUAUGUCUACAUUCCUGGGUAAUUCCGGGUCAGGUAGGACAUUCCCACGCACGCUCCCGCUGCCGCAACUUGUGACUGUUUUCGCGGAUGAGUAUUAUUUGCUGUUUCUCGCACCGGGAGGGAACCCGAAUUCGAAUACGAAUGUAACCAAAUGGCAUGCUUCGAUUCUCUUGAAGCCGGGCUGUGCAGUCGAGCACCAGUUGAAGGCGUGGGCACAUGCGUUACUGGCUGCAAGGGUUCUAGCUCUGGUCGGGAUUUCAACGGAGUCUUCUUCUGCUGAUGCGGUUCUUGCUGUUGUGGAGAAGACGCUUGGCUUGUUGAAUGCCGAUGCGCGAUUCCAGGGAUAUAUGAUGGCGUUGAGGGGUGUGGGGUGGGAUGUUGGUAUUGCGGCUUUGGAGACGAGGGGGGGACGGAGGAUUGAUAUUUGA